AUGUUCCUGGGGCCGUGCUGGCCGCGCGUGACAGCUGGCGGCUCCCUGCGCUUCCGCGCGUGGAAGAUUCCUGAAGGAUGCGUUCAAGGGAGCCGCACGCCUCCGCGCAAGGCGAGUCCCUGGCUGCUUCUGCAGGUGGAAGGGAUUAGCCUGGCAGCCAGUGCCUCCGCCUGCCUUGCCAUACACGGUGCCAAGACACAACGCGCAAACAGCCCCGAUUCUGCAGACAGCCUCGUCAUCAGGGCUCCCAACCAGAAAUACACGGACCAGACCAUCAACUGCUUCCUGCACUGGACGGUGGGCAAGCUCAAGUGUCACCUCUCCAAGGUCUACCCCAGCAAGCCGCCUACAAAGGAUCAGAGACUGGUGUACUCUGGCAGAUUGCUUCCUGAUCAUCUUCAACUGAAAGAUAUUCUCAGAAAACAAGAUGAAUAUCAUAUGGUUCAUCUGGUGUGUACUUCCCGGACACCCCCAAGUUCUCCAAAACCCAGCAGCAGUAGAGAAGAUCAUGGAGCUUCAACAACCAGCAAUAGCUCAAACUUGGACCAUUCUGGAUCAACCAGUGCCUCAGCCACAAACCAAGAAGCUUCGUCUACAUCUUUGAACACUAGUGCAGAUGGAGUGAGACAUCGUAAUCUUCCACAAGCACAAAGCAAUCCCAUACCAAGCCACCAGUUCCCUUAUUUAAUGCAAGGCAAUAUAGGCAACCAAUUUCCAGCCCAGGGUGUUCCUGCUGGAUUUCCUAUGUACCCUGCAUUCAGUCCCUUACAGAUGAUCUGGUGGCAACAAAUGUAUGCGCGUCAGUACUACAUGCAAUACCAAGCUGCUGUUUCAGCCCAAGUGACUUCCAGCACCGAGCCCAUGAGAUCUGCAGUUGCCCAGGCUGUAAAUUCAGAGCGUGCCGCUGCCAACGAGGCCGCAGCAGCGCCCAAUGCAGCCGCCCAGGAGAACAGGCCUGGGAACGCCAACGUCCAGAUGAACGCGCAGGGAGGGCCCGUGGUGAACGAGGAGGACUUCAACCGGGACUGGCUGGACUGGAUGUACACGUUCUCGCGAGCGGCCAUUCUCCUCAGCAUUGUCUACUUCUACUCUUCCUUCAGCCGCUUCGUCAUGGUCAUGGGAGCCAUGCUGCUCGUUUAUUUACACCAAGCUGGAUGGUUCCCCUUUAGGCAAGAGGGAGGCCAACAACAGGCAGCCAAUAAUGUGGAAGUGAACCGUGAUGGGCAAAAUGUAAAUAAUCCUGAUCUUGAAGAGAUGGAGCGACUUAUGGAUGAUGGGAUUGAUGAAGACAGUGGAGAAGAUGCAGGUGAAGAUGCCAAUACGGAGCCACAUCCUGGAUUCAUGGCUUCUGCUUGGUCUUUUAUCACCACCUUCUUCACGUCGCUCAUCCCUGAAGGGCCUCCACAGGUUGGCAAUUAGAGUGCAAGAGGAACUGUGCCAGGCAGCCUCUGUAGCCGUACGUAGAAGUGGAGCAGAUUCUAGAGAGUGUUUUAAAUACAGUGCAAUUUCAGCAAAAGUAUAAAUUUCUUUUUGAUCAUGGUGUAUAAAAAUGUGUAUUAUUUUUCUUUUGACUUUCUCAUGCAUUGAAUAUUUUAAGCACAAGUGGACUACUAAAUGCUUUCUUUAAUAUUCUUCUUUUUCUGAAGAACAAAAUGUAAAGAUAUUGGUCUUCCAUGUUUUAUUUUAAUUUCAAAUGUGUAUCACACUGAGACAAAAACUUGUACUUAGUCUGCACCAUUUUCUCUUUAAAGAGCUGUUAAAGUAUGAAUGUUGACACUUUUCUGAGUACAAUCUAUUUUUCUGAGUAGCUUCAAUGUA
This is a messenger RNA of Tinamus guttatus (white-throated tinamou), 1818 nucleotides long. It is a transcript of the gene HERPUD2, whose product is annotated as HERPUD family member 2. NCBI's taxonomy places the organism in Eukaryota, Metazoa, Chordata, Aves, Tinamiformes, Tinamidae. Gene Ontology annotation, biological process: endoplasmic reticulum unfolded protein response. The record is from RefSeq and is a predicted model, not a curated record. Gene Ontology annotation, molecular function: protein binding.